Messenger RNA from Darwinula stevensoni, 1517 nucleotides. The record is from the annotation of a GenBank genome assembly. Lineage: Eukaryota; Metazoa; Arthropoda; Ostracoda; Podocopida; Darwinulidae.
AGUUUCAGUUGGAUACCCAAUAGAGCAUCCAGGAUGAAGCUCUUCAGGAAAAAAUAAAAUUGGCCUCUACUGAAUCCAAUUGGAAAUGGAUGCCUGGGUAUCAGUUGGCCGUGACAUUGAUAGAGUUGUGGGAAAGUUUCAUAGCUCCCAACUGCAUACUUCAAGAGUAUGUGAAGAUUUGAGUGCAGAACUGUCAAGAUUAGAGGCUGAAUUGGAUUCAAAUCCAGAUGCUGAAAUAUCCACCACUCAGAGGCUCAUGCUCAGCCAGACUGUUGCAAAAGUGAAAGACACCAUUCAGAAGAUUGCAACUGAGCAUCGUGAACUUCACAGUUCUGUGUCAAAAGUUGGGAAGGCCAUAGACAGGAACUUUAUUGCUGAUUAUGCUGGAGCAACAAGUGAAGCAGCCCUUAGUGGCCCAGACAAGGAGCGCUUGUUGAAUCAAGUCAUAUGUCAGCAUUUUUUCAGGCAGGGGAUGUUGGAUAUUGGUGAAGAAUUAGCCAAAGAAGCAGGCUUGAACAUGCAACUAGACCGCAAAGAGCCCUUUUUGGAGCUCAAUCAAAUUAUAGAAGCCUUAAAACACAAGAACCUCGAGCCAGCCUUGGAAUGGGCUCGAAGGCACCGAGAAAAACUGCAAGAGAAGGCAAGUAGACUGGAAUUCAAGUUGCACAAGUUAAAAUUCUUGGAGAUCCUGAAUAGUGGAGCAGGAUCACAGCUGGCUGCUGUGAAAUAUGCUCGAGAGAACUUCCCUCCAUUUGCUCAGCAGCAUGAGAAAGAGAUACAAGUGCUGAUGGGAGCAAUGUUAUACCCCCUUGGAAGUGAGAAGUCUCAGGGACCCUAUGGAUGGUUGUCAGAUUCUACCCUGUGGGGAGAAAUUGGUGAACUUUUUACCAAAGAUGCUUGUGCUCUACUUGGACUCAGCGUGAACAGUCACCUGUCUGUUGUAGUGAAUGCUGGUUGCAGAGCCCUACCUGCUCUCCUUAACAUCAAGCAGGUCAUGCAGCAGAGAUUAGUUACAGGAGUAUGGGCUUCCAGAGAAGAAUUACCAAUAGAGAUUGACCUGGGAAAGGAGUGCAGGUAUCAUUCUUUGUUUGCUUGCCCAAUUCUGAGGCAGCAGACUUCAGAUUCCAAUCCUCCCAUGCGCCUCACCUGUGGCCACUGCAUUUCUAGAGAUGCUCUACACAAACUGAGCAAUGGCAAUAAAUUGAAAUGUCCCUACUGUCCUAUGGAGCAGAAUCCCUCUGAUGCCCGGCGGAUCUUUUUCUGAAAAAAGUUCAUGAAAAGCAUCACAAUUGAAGGCUCUCCAUAGCCUUUCAUGCCUUAUUGGACUCCUUUCCAAUGGCACAUCCCAUCUUCUAGACAAAAAGUGCCACUUUGGCACCCCAUACAAUUGCACUCCCAAGUACUUAGUGCAAUUGCACCAGCAGGGUAAAAAGUGAAUCUUGCAGUGCUUUUCUGGAGAGAUCUUUUUAUUAUGGAACUAAGUCAUAUAAAUUUUGCUGAAUGAAGGUUUGUCACUC